Messenger RNA from Trachymyrmex cornetzi, 642 nucleotides. RefSeq lists its product as uncharacterized. The transcript is spliced from 2 exons. Gene Ontology annotation, biological process: detection of chemical stimulus involved in sensory perception of smell; sensory perception of smell. Gene Ontology annotation, cellular component: plasma membrane. Lineage: Eukaryota; Metazoa; Arthropoda; Insecta; Hymenoptera; Formicidae. The record is from RefSeq and is a predicted model, not a curated record. The annotation marks the transcript as partial. Gene Ontology annotation, molecular function: odorant binding; olfactory receptor activity.
AUGCAAAUGCUUUCUUUAAAUUUUUUUAUAUACACCGUUAGCGGUAUAUGGCGACCAGUUGAGUGGUCAUCAAAUGGUGCCAAGCUGCUGUAUAAUGUAUUUACCUUUAUGGUAAUAUUCUCGGAGUACUUUUUGGUGUUAACUCAAUUUAUGGAUAUAGUUCUUAUUGUUGAUAAUAUCGAUGAUUUUGCCACUAAUACUCUAAUGUUCCUAUCUAUUGUUGCCGUAUGUUGUAAAGCGACUGUCGUUGUGGUACGUCGAAACGCGAUCAUCAAUUUAGUGGAAAUAUUAUUGAAAGCACCAUAUAAACCUCGAGAUGAGGAUGAAGUAGCUAUACAAACAAAAUUUGAUAAAUUCAUCAGAUCAUGCUCGAUAAAAUAUUCACUUUUAGCAACAAGUUCCGUUACAAGCACUACAAUAGGAUCAGUAUUAAAUGCUAUGCAAGGUCAUCUGCCUUAUCGAAUAUGGCUGCCAUGUGAUUACAAUGUAACUACGACGUUUUGGAUUAUAUCCGUUCAUCAGAUCUUAGCAAUAAUUUUUGCCACGAUGAUAAAUGUUGGCACGGAAACCUUAGUCUUCGGAUUGAUUUUACAAACGUGUGCUCAGCUUGAAAUUUUCAAAAGUCGUCUUCACAAGUUCAUA